Molecule: messenger RNA, 1626 nt
Organism: Cricetulus griseus (Chinese hamster)
Lineage: Eukaryota; Metazoa; Chordata; Mammalia; Rodentia; Cricetidae
Source: RefSeq, a predicted model, not a curated record
GUGUUUAUUGUCUUGAUGCUGCUCCUUUUUCUCUAUAUUAAUAAGAAGUUCUGUUUUGAAAAUGUUGGAGGGUUUCCAGAUCUUGGUUCAGGAUACAACACACGGAAGAAUUCACAAGAUAAAAUGUAUAAUUCCUACAUGGACAGAGAUGACCCUGGUUCAUCCUCUGAAAGUGAAGAUGAAGCUCUGGGUAAAUACCACGAGGCCUUAUCUAGAACACACACUUCCAGGUGGCCACUGGUGGAUUCUAGACAAAAGAACUACGCCUGGGAAACAAGGCAAAAAUACAGCCCUUUGUCCGCAGAAUAUGAUGGGUACAGCAGCGAAGCAUCCAUAGAGGACGGGAGCUGCAUUCAGAGAAUGAGGAGGACGCCGCCAUUGGAUGAGCUUCAGCCACCGCCUUACCAAGACGACAGCGGCUCUCCUCACCUCUCAUGCACACCCUCCGAAAUCGGGGACGGGAAGUGUGAGGUUUCCCGCUGCAGCAACAGCCCACAGUGUUCUUUCAACAAGUGCCCCAGUGAAGGAAGCACGGGGCAUGAGGCAGAGAGCUUCCACAACAAAGGAUAUGAAGAUGAUGUCCCUAGUGACAGCACCGCAGUCCUCAGCCCGGAAGACAUGUCAGCUCCAGGAUCCUCCUCACAGCUUCCUAAACCUUUUGACCCAGAGCCAGAAGCUAAGUAUGGCACCCUGGAUGUGACUUUUGACUAUGACUCACAAAGACAGAAGCUUCUGGUAACGGUGACAGCGGUCACAGACAUCCCAACACAUAACAGGACAGGUGGCAACUCAUGGCAGGUGCACCUUGUCCUUCUCCCUAUAAAGAAACAGAGAGCCAAAACCAGCAUCCAGAGAGGACCAUGCCCUGUCUUCACAGAAACAUUCAGAUUUAACCACGUUGAAUCGGAGAUGAUCGGAAACUAUGCAGUUAGGUUUAGACUGUAUGGUGUCCAUCGUAUGAAGAAAGAAAAGAUUGUGGGGGAAAAGAUUUUUUAUUUAACAAAGUUGAAUCUUCAAGGGAAAAUGUCGUUACCGGUGAUACUGGAACCUUCUUACAAUCCUUCUGGCUGUGACUCCCAGGUGAGCUUGUCAGAAGUGUCCUGUGGGGAAAGUACAUCCUCCUGUCAGUCUCUUGAACAUGGCUCCGUUCCAGAGAUCCUCAUCGGUCUCCUCUACAAUGCCACCACUGGAAGACUGUCAGCAGAAGUGAUCAAAGGCAGCCACUUCAAAAACCUGGCAGCAAACAGACCACCCAAUGGACUGUUCUGUUGUCUAAAACACUUGAUAGGUGGACAGGUUUAUAUAAUCCGAGAUACAUAUGUUAAGUUAACACUGCUGAAUUCCAUGGGCCAAGAGAUGUCCAAAUGCAAGACAUCCACCCGCAGAGGGCAACCAAACCCGGUGUACAAGGAAACUUUUGUUUUUCAAGUGGCCUUGUUUCAACUUUCCGAUGUGACUCUCAUCCUGUCUGUGUAUAACAGGCGCAGCAUGAAAAGAAAGGAGAUGAUAGGCUGGAUUUCCUUAGGUCUGAACAGCUCUGGGGAGGAGGAGCUCAGACACUGGACUGCAAUGAAGGAGUCCAAGGGACAGCAAGUGUGCAGGUGGCAUGCCCUGCUGGAGUCCUGA